Entamoeba invadens IP1 is the source of this 699-nucleotide messenger RNA. RefSeq lists its product as hypothetical. Lineage: Eukaryota; Evosea; Mastigamoebida; Endamoebidae. The record is from RefSeq and is a predicted model, not a curated record. The transcript is spliced from 3 exons. The coding region runs from base 1 to 699 and encodes 232 amino acids.
AUGCAAACUUCGGAAAUGACGCAGUACUGCAAUGCUAGGAAAUUCCCCGUAUUUGACCCGGUCGACUCUACACCGGUUAGCGAAGAGAAUGAACCAUAUCACCUCAAGCUUUGCUUCUGCCCUUUGUGCACCAAAGGAAUGACUGUCUUAUCAAAAGAGCGUUCAAGAAAUGUUAUUUCUUGGCAAUACAUUUGUCGAGUCAUUUUUUAUUGUCUUUCCGUCGUGCAUAAAAAGAAUGGAUACUUCUCUUUGAAAUAUGACGUUCAUUGGUUUAUAGUCGAUCAUUGGUACCUCUUUUCUCAACUCGAACAAUUUCGGACUAAUCCAAAUAAGUGGAAAAAAGCUAUCCUUGAUGCAAUGAUACAUUGCUCAUUGUUUGAGUCUGGGAAGAGCACAAUGAACAAAACUGGUGUCUGGAAACUUCGAAAGUAUGAAGCACCAUGGGAAGUUGCUGAGAACAGUACCGAUGAUGUUCAAAAGAUGUCAAUGGAAUGUUCACAAGAGGAAAACACAACAGGGAUGGACCUCGAACAAGACAAAAAGCUUGCACUCCCUUCACUUUCAUCCCUUUAUAAGUACGCAAACAACGAUAUGUCGAUGUGUGGAUCAACACCUAUCCCACUUCCAAGUCUUGUAAAAGGUCUCUCCGAAAAUUUCCAACUCGAGGAUUUCAACGGCUUUAUUCAAAGCAUUGUUUGA